UUAUACAGAUUCGUGUGAUAUCAAUAGGGAAGACUUGAUUGCCAAAGAAAGAAAAAUUCAGCAAAAUGUAUAAUAAAAAUUUUUAUGGAUUUUUAAUAAUUAUUUUAUUUAAUAUUUAUUUGGGACAUUGUAAUGUUAAUAUCAUAAAUGCUAUAGAAGGAGAAAUGAUAGAAUUUCAAUGUACCUUCAAUAUAUCCAAUUAUGAUGAUAAUGAUUUUCAAAUCUUCUGGAUAUUUCCUGAUGAUUCUGAUAUUGAAGCAUAUUAUGAUGAAAAAAUUAAUAAUAAUAAAAUAUCAUCAUAUUUUACAAUUAAUAAUGUAACCAAAAUAAGACAUGAAGGAAUAUACGGCUGUAUUUUAAGUAAUAGUACAAGUUAUUUAAAUGAAAUACAAUACAAAUUGACAUUAAGGAAUGAUACAAGCAAUAUUAAUUUAUCUGAUACUAUUCAAUUACAAACUGAUUAUAAAAAUAAUAAUUAUUUAUUAAUUAUUGGAUUAUUAGUGGGAGCUGCCAUCAUAUUAUCGAUCAUAAUUAUUACAUUAGUUUUUUUGGUUCUCAAAAAACAAAAAUCAUUGGCCGAAUGUAAUAAUGAAAGUUUUUUGAAAAUAUAGGCAUCAAAAAAACGUAAUACUCGAAUUUAUCCUUCCAGCUGAUAUUUAUAAAAAUGUAAAAUGUAA
Condylostylus longicornis is the source of this 677-nucleotide messenger RNA. RefSeq lists its product as uncharacterized. The record is from RefSeq and is a predicted model, not a curated record. NCBI's taxonomy places the organism in Eukaryota, Metazoa, Arthropoda, Insecta, Diptera, Dolichopodidae. The coding region runs from base 66 to 611 and encodes 181 amino acids. The transcript has 4 exons.